Messenger RNA from Fopius arisanus, 1588 nucleotides. RefSeq names its product protein archease (gene Archease). The record is from RefSeq and is a predicted model, not a curated record. The transcript has 4 exons. The coding region runs from base 60 to 527 and encodes 155 amino acids. Gene Ontology annotation, biological process: tRNA splicing, via endonucleolytic cleavage and ligation. Lineage: Eukaryota; Metazoa; Arthropoda; Insecta; Hymenoptera; Braconidae. Gene Ontology annotation, cellular component: tRNA-splicing ligase complex.
UGUCAGUGACUUAAAUCAGCUGAUGCCGCCUCGUGCUUACGAUCAGCUGAUUGGUCAUCAUGGACGGAUUGACGGAUGAGGAUUAUGUUCCGGCGCCAAUUAAAUACGAGUAUUUGGAUCACACAGCAGAUGUUCAGAUCCAUGCUUGGGGAGAAACAAUGCAAGAGGCCUUUGAGCAAUCUGGAGUAGCAAUGUUCGAUUACAUGACUGAACUGGACUCCGUCGAAAUUCUUACAACCCAUGACAUCGAAGCAGAAGGUGACGACAUCCAGGGACUGCUCUACCAUUUCCUCGAUGAAUUACUCUUCAUGUUCUGUGCAGAGCCCUUUCUAGUCGCUAAGAAAAUAAAAAUAAUCGAAUUCGACCUAGAAAAUUUCAAACUGAAAGCAACAGCAUAUGGAGAAGAAUUCAUGCUUGGUAAACAUCCUCAAGGGGCGGAAAUAAAGGCCAUAACGUAUUCAGCAAUGCAAGUUCUAGAUCGUCCAGAAGUCCCUCGACCUGAAAUAUUUGUCAUCGUCGAUAUUUGAUGAAUAAUUCCCACGACUAGAUUAAUGUUUUCACCCCUUAUGACAGCAUCUGCACCUUCGACUGCUCCACGGAAUUUCUCUGCGAACACAUUUUUCCUCUCUCCUGGUUUCCCAAGAUUUUUGGGAGAAUAAAAGCGGUUUAAAAAUUAGAAAGGUGGGGAAGAGUCUCGGAAUUCAGCGUUUAGCCGCUUGAAGUUACUUUUCAAAUAAAUACGUUACGACUUUACCUAAACACCGGGCCCAAACUCUCCCCCUCUGUCCCAUUAUACAUUUAUCCCCUCUGCAAUUUCUCGAUAAUCCGGCCCACUAACUCCUCAGGGAUGUGCCGAGUUAUGACCUCACCUAAAAUAAAAAUAAUUUUUUAUCAUUCGAGCGCUACUCUGUACAUUGAUAUUUGGAAUUAAAAAAGACGCAUCUUGUUUCUUUCUCAUGUAAACAUUUGUCGUUUUUUUUCUUUUAUUUGAAUUAUUUGAUUUAAAUGAGAAAAUCUUUUGUAUUAAUUAUCCGAUUCGUGGUCAACAAUAAUUUUUUAUGAUUAAACCUCAAGUUGCAUGAAUAAUAAUAAUGCAUCUAUUGGUAGAUCGAUAGAAAAUAAUCGACAAUACUACUGAAUUUGCGAUCUACUCUUUGAUUGUUGGAGCGAGGGUGAUGUUAUUAAUUCGGUUCUUUUAUUAUUGUAAUAACUUAUUCAAUUGUUGCACUAAGAGGGUCACUCUUGAUCAUGAUCAAUUUUGCUGCUGCACGAAUUACAGUAAAAAAAUUAUGAUAGAGAUAGUUUAAUGGAUUCAUUUCGAUUUAUGCCUCAUUAAAAAUAUAUUAGAAAUAUAUAUAAUAUCCACCAAUUGAAGAUAUUUUAAAAAUGCAUUCUUAAAAACAUAAAUACAUUCGUGGGAGGCUGAAUGGGAAUAGUUUUCUUCUCAUAUUGAAACGCUAAAAUAUUUUCGAGUCAACGAACCAUUGGAUUUUUCAGUUUUUUAAUAAAUCCAUUCAAAAAAUAUAUUAUAUGUUUAAUAUAAAUUGUUAACAACUAUUUUCUUGUGCUGUAUGUAAUUAUUAUUUUA